Molecule: messenger RNA, 5394 nt
Organism: Linum trigynum
Lineage: Eukaryota; Viridiplantae; Streptophyta; Magnoliopsida; Malpighiales; Linaceae
Source: the annotation of a GenBank genome assembly
AUCACUACUAAUUCAAACUAGUAGUAGUUUUUCCCUUGGUUAGGACGGUACUAACUAUUGUACAAUUAGCACCGUAGCCGUUCCAAGCGCCCGCUGUUUUGCUUUAAGUUAAAACGCUUUCAUGGUUGGGUUUUGCUUAAAAAGCGGAACAAGCACAAACAAACAAACGCUUAAUAAAUGUCAACCGACGAUAAAUCUCCCCAAAACAUCAACAGCCGAAAUAUCACCACUACUUUCAAUUCUUGUAUUUAAUUAAAUUGGUUCUACUAAAAUAAACCAUUCAUACAAUAAAACAAAUAAAUAAUUGUUAUACCAUCUGUGAUUGUCCGAUAAUGUACUGUGACUUAUCUUAUUAAAAAAAUUUAAUUAAAUAUGUCCAUAAAUAUGCCAAUUACUUCAAUGUUUUGUUUUUAUUUGAAAAAUUUAGUAUAGUCAUUGGACUUCAUAUCUUUUUAAUAAAGUCCUUUACAAUCAAAUUACGUCAAUUAAGCUCUUCAAUAAGAAAACUAAAUUCUUGGAUAUCAUUGAGAAUUUAAUUUUUUAGGUGAUCAGGGUUCAAAACUCCCAUGCAGCUAAAUACAAUUUUUUGGCAUUUUCAUUUUUUGUUUUGCAAAGACUCAAUUUAAUUAGUGAAAUUUCAUAUAAUUCUUUCUUAGUACUUUAUUUUCAGAUUAUAUCAGUUAAGUCCUUAAAUAUGUAAAUUUAGUUCAAUCUUUUUAGUUUUUCUAUGAAAAAAUAUCAAUUUAUUAAUGUGACUUUAUAUCUUUUUUUUAACUCCUUUAGGUUCAAAUUGCGUCAAUUAAGUUCUUAAUUACGUAAUGUAAGUUCUUGGAUAAAACUGAUAAUUUUUUUGCCGAACACUGCUAAUUAAACGAGCAUUCAUUUUCUGAUUAUAAAGAUAUUGAAGAACAUGGUAGUAUGGUACUCAUUAAAAUGCAUUAUUGCCUUUUUUACAUAAUUAAUUUACUCAUUGAACUUGUAAAAUUAGAAACUUCAGUUUGAAUUCUAUUUUGAGUAAUUCUAAUUAUCUAAUAUAAUGUUUUAUGUGUUUAUAAUAAUAAUAAUAUUAAAUUAAAGUUUCUUUCUUAAAUGAUUUUCCUUUUUUAUUAUUCUUUUUCUAUUAUUUUCUAUAAUACACUGUAAAAUUUUGAACCCCUUGAUUCCUAAAUCUAAACUCCGACAUUGAAUAAAAUAAUGCUUCAACAUGCUCAAUCAUAGAGUUUGAAAAAGGUCCAAAGAUAUUGAUCUCCAAAGUCGACUUCGAAUCAUGCUAAAAUACUAGACAUACAACAAGAUUAGCAUAGGAUGUAGAGAACCAGAAUGGGAGGGAAAAGAAGACAAUCAUACACACGAUAUAUGGGGUUUCCAUACUAGAUUUGAGUACGAAUACUAAAUGAACAUUUUAGGGCUCUUACUCCUUCUCUUAUUGAUUGAUCAAGAGAACAUUAGCUUGGGUUUACAAACUUUACCCAUUAGCUAGCAUAUUAGACAUCUAUGCGUAAAAGGAAAGCAAAAUGAGCCUUUAAAGGAGCUCUACAAGGACUAUUAAGUCAAUAAUGAGAAGGAUUGACAAGAGACACGCUGAUUAAUGACAAUUUAUACUUCCCAUCAAGCGAAGUCAUGGAUAUCGAGCAUACGAGUAUGGAAAGAUGAUGGGAAAAUUGGUAAAGACCAAGAUCUUUGGUGAGAUCCCUAGAUUACUUGUUAGUGGCUAUCUUACAAGGAGCAAUGUGAGAGGUUUGAACUCGUUCACAAACGAAGUAGCAAUCCAUUUUAACAUGCUGAGUGCGUCCAUGGAAAGUGGAUUAGUAAAGAUGCAUGUGAGGAGAAGCUUGACUAUCGUAAUGCAGGGGAUUGGCAUUGAUUUAUGGACAAGAAAGUUUGACAUGAAACCAACAAAACCAGAUAAGUUCACUGACUAUUGUGGCGAUGGCAUAAUACUCUCCUUUGGAGGACGACCGAGCGACAAGAGAUUGUUUCUUCGUACGUCAUGAGACAUGAGAAUUGGCAAAAAGAAUAAAAUAACGAGUUAGGGGUGGAACUACGAGCUGUGGAACACCCACUCCAAUCAACAUGAGCUUGAGGUUGAACCUAGCUAGGUGACUUCUUCAAGUAACGGAUUACACAUGUGGCUGCAUCCACAUGAGAUUGAGUCUGACUGUGGACACUUAGCUUGAGUAGAUUGAUAGUGUACUGAAUGUUUGGGAAAGUAACUGUGAGGUAUAACAGAUGUCCUCUUAACGAUGAUAACCAGAUAGAUUGUGCAAUGGAGGAGAUGGUAAAUGCCCCAACUCAUGAUUCUGCUCAAUGGGUGUAGCAAUAGGAAAACCACCGUCGAUCCAACAAUCAGAUAGUAGUUGAGAACAUACUUAUAUUGGUUCAAGAUGAUGCCAUCCUUGGAUCAGGCCACCUAGAUGCCGAAAAAAGUAUUUUAGGGGGCUGCUAUCCUUUAUUGUAAACUAUUGGUCAAGAAAAUCCUUAACACGCUGAAUGAAGGAUGUAUGAUACUUGCAAGGAUUAUAACAUCAACAAAACUUGUGGAGGUCUUGCGAACGAAGAGAGAAUAAUUUGAAUGGCUUCAGACAAAACCAAGAGUCAGGAGAGCAUUGUUAACCUUGAUCGAUAAGAUCUCAAUGCAUGAAGGCAUUGUUAACGUUGAGCUAAUGAAUGAUCAAACCCAGGUUAUCAAUUUGUGGGUUGACUGGCCAGUUGACUCGUAUUGACCCUGACCCAUGAGAAAAACAGGCCACACACACCCAUGGAUAUCUUGGCCCACUGCAAAAUUUAGUGGGUUGGAAGUAACACGACGUCGUUUUCCCUUUGGUUUACAAAAUACACAUCUUUUUUUUCUAUUUUCCGCCUAUCCUAACCCUAUCUUUGUAAUUCUAAGUUAAACAUUUAAUAUUGAUGUUAAAUAAGUGUGUGUGAAUUUUCACUAUAUGUUCAAUCCAAGUAUGACUUGUUAUUUUGUUGUAAUGUUAUAUGUUAUUACUCAUAUAUUAGAUGAGAUUUGAUAUAAUUUAUAUUUGUAUAAAUAAUAUUAUGACAUUUUCAUAUAUAUGGGCUAAACCGGCAGAAAAUGGUCGGACCAUUAACCCUCAACCCAAUUGCUUUGAAUGAGCCAACAUGCUUAACCGAGUUGACAACCUUGAUAAAACCCUUACGGAUAGCCACAACUAUAAAAUAGUGAAAUAUAACGAGUUUGACGAAAGGAGCAAAGGUAUCAUGAUAAUUAAUACCUUCAACUUGGGUAUAGCCUUUAGCAGCAAGGCACGCUUCAUAUUAUUCAAUGGAACUAUCGAGGUUAUACUUGAUUAUAAACCAUUCAUAGCAGAUGGUAUGCUUCCCAUGUGGAAAGACAGUGAGAGUCCAUGCGUCGUUAGCAAUUAGAGGUUCAAAUUCUGCUCGCAUUGCAACACGCCACUCCUUGUAUUUCAUCGCUUGAUAAAAAUAACGUGGUUCGAUAGUGUGAUGGACACCUUCUAGGAAGGCUCGAUGGAAGGAAGAGAGACAUCCAUACCCAACAAAAUUCUCUAAUGGGUAAUGCAAGCGAAACAUGUGAGCAUGCCCCGGGACAUCAGUGUCGUAUCCAUCCAGUCGCAUAGAUGGUCCAGAAAUACGAUCACUGCAUCGAAACACGCUACUGGGAACACUGAGGGACUUGACAAUGGUGGUAGCUCAACUAUCAAAGAGGAAGAGAGCCAGUUGUGGUUGGUGAAUUGUCCGAGCCCGAUGAUGAAGGAGAUUGAACAUCAAUGACUUCCAUGCCGAUAAUCAUUGGAUGGGGUUAGGAUGAGGAUAGUUCAUUAGGCUUGACUACUGGAGAGGGAGAACUCGGUGAUGGGAAGGUAUCUGAAUCAUCAAUCGCUGACGGGACAAUACUUUGAUGGUGUGCUUCAUCGUUGGGCUCUUGUAUGAUGCGAAAGUAGACUGACCAAUGCUAUCGAUACCCUUAUGAAAAGGAAAGAUAUGUUCUAGGAAAAACACAUCCUGGGAUGUGUAAACUUGAUGGCUCUUCAGGUGAUAAACCCUGUAGCGAUGAUGAGAAGAGGGAUAGCCAACAAACACACAUGCUCUUCCUUAUGGAAUGCAUUUGGUGAGGCAAGAAUGCAUAUCUUUGGCAUACAUAAGCAACCAAAGCUUCCAAAAUGCUCAUACAUAGGAUUUUUAUCUAGCGACUCGGUUAUGGUUGAAAACUUUGCUAAUAAAGUAAAGCAAGGUAAAAGUAAAUGGUUUUGAAAGCUCUUUUGUGAGAAGGAUCACUCGGGUGUCGCUUCCCCCCUAACUACUACCAUGGUAUGUGAAUCGAAACGAUUGCUAUGGCCAAGGUGAGCGUAAACCGCUAGGGACGCAAUUAUGGUCGUAGACCACACUCUCGAUUGUAAAACCGAGGGAUACAUUAUAGGCUGUCACUCGGCCCUCUCGAUUUAGGCAAUCGAUGGUUGACUUACUCUCUCACUCAACCCAAUGGUUGUUCGGCUUAAUCGCAAUUAACCAAAUUUCUUAAUCCAACAUCGAGGUUUUCCCUAAAUUAACCUAGAUAGGUGACUUAAAAAGCCCUAAGAAUACCAACUCAAUUGAGCCUCCCUUGAAAGGGGGUUUUCCCUCUCUAGUCUAGGUUAAAUUGGCCAAUUAGAUUGCUAAGCACAAACAUGCACAAUCAACAUGAAUAAUACCUCAAUCAUUGAAUUAAACAACACCUAUAAACACUCAUUCAAUUCACAUAACAAAAACUACAUGGUAGAUAGGUAGGGUUUCACAACACCCAAGUGAAAAAGAAUUAUACUCCAUGCUAGAAUUGGGAGAAACACAAGGGGAAGAGGUAGAAACCAUCAUGGAGAGGCUUCCAAUCUUAUUUGCACUUGUGCUGAACUUCUCUUGGGGUGAAUCUUCUCAAAUCCACUCUUGGAGCAAAACCCUAGCCUCCUUCUCCUUUGGUUCGUCUUUCUCUCUCUAAAAUUUGAAAAUAAGACUUUCUCACUCUUUUGGGCUCUCCCCUCUCUCUUCCUUUCAGCUCUUCUUUUAAACAGGGAUUGUGGUAAGUUCACGGCCGUGAACUCUAAAACGCGUCUGUGAACUCAAGAUGGGCGUUGAAACGCACCGCUUUGCUUGCACGGGUUCAUGGGCAACAGCUCCAGUUCACGGUCUUAGUGACCAUGAACUCAAUUAGCGUCAGUAACUUGAGAUUUGGCCUUGGACGCCUUGAUGUUCACGGGCAAAAGCUUCUCUUCACAGUCUAAGCAGACCGUGAACAUCCAAGGAAAGCCAUGAAUUGCCUUCUUUUCACCUCUUCUCCCGGUUUUCGCUCCUUUUCGUCCAACUUUCGACUCCGGGGUUGGUUUCACUUAUUGGAUCCUGUAACAUGCUAAAACACAAGAAACUUCGCGUAAAACC